ACGUCACAAGACGUAAAACUGGAUGGACCGCCGUCCGCAGACUUUUAACAUGUCUCACUUGGCUGCUGUGCCUGCUUGGUGUCGUCACGUUUGGACCUCGAUUAACAACUGAAGGCUAGAAGAGCCGAGACGAGGACAGAAAACAAAUGUAAAUUAAUUCAAAUUUCAAGAACUAGCACCGUGUUCGCUCAUGCUAACUGUAGCCGACCUAGCAUAUAGCAGGUGAACGUUCUCUUCCAUACAGUUACAGGUGACUACUAGCUUGACCCAGCCGUGUGGCUAUCUCAUUCACAGCCAACGAUAAGUAACUAACGUCGGCCUUCACUUCCGGACACUACCGGGGGUUGACGGUUCUUUGUAAAGAGACCUCUUGUAGCUGUAGUUUAGUCUGGACGUCAUCAUCAGCGAUGAUCAGACUUCCACGAAUGAAGAGUCUGCCCUACUUCUGCCGGGGAGAGGUCAUUCGAGGCUUCGGGAGAGGAAGCAAGGAGCUGGGGAUUCCCACAGCCAACUUUCCAGACGCGGUGGUGGACAAACUGCCGGCGGACAUCAGCACGGGCAUCUACUACGGCUGGGCCUGCGUGGGAAACGGCGAUGUGCACAAAAUGGUGAUUAGCAUCGGCUGGAACCCGUACUACAAAAACACCAAGAAGUCCAUGGAGACUCAUGUGAUCCACAAGUUCAAGGAGGACUUCUACGGGGAAACCCUCAGUGUGGUCUUGGUGGGCUACAUCCGACCGGAGAGAAGCUACGACUCGCUAGAAGCGCUCAUCGCAGCCAUCAACGGCGACAUCGAGGAGGCCAAGGUCCAGCUGGAGCUGCCCGAUCACGUCAAGCUGAGGGAGGACAACUUCUUCACCGGCGGACGACGCUCCACCCCCCCCUCCUCGUCCUCACAGACUAUCAUGAACGGACACUGAGAGUCGUUACUUUGGUUCUGUUUUAUAUAUUAGCUGCGAGCUGUGACAAUUCAACGUAAAUCUUGUCAACACUUCAAACACCCCCCAGUGUGGGGGUGAAGUCAGGGCAUUAUUGUGUAGGACCACGGCACACAAGGACGCUAUGCAACCAAGGAGACUUGUGGGACUAUUACACAAGUCCGACCCCUCUCACCCUCCUGUUCAUGCAUUUGUUUGUGCCAGCUUGCGAAACCUCAAAGAAUAAAGUCCACUUAACAGAGCGAGCCCCUUAAAACAUGAUUUAUAAAUCAUUGAUGAAACCCCAAGCAGGAGAUACUUGGGACUGAUAUAGCCCCCACAAUAUUGACAGAAUCAUGAUACGGUUAUUGUAUCUCAGCAGCUUCAGAUUGAUGUCACAGUGAUAUCCGCCCACAAGAUUGACAGUAUCAUGAUACGGUUAUUGUAUCAGCUGAAUCAGAUUGAUAUCACAUGAUAUCUGCCCACAAUAUUGACAGAAUCAUGAUACGGUUAUUGUAUCAACAGCUUCAGAUUAAUAUCACAGUGGUUUCUGGCCACAAUAUAAACAGUAUCAUGAUACGGUUAUUGUAUGAACAGCUUCAGAUUAAUAUCACCGGGAUAUAUCCCCCCACAAUAUUGACAGUAUCAUGAUACGGUUAUUGUAUCAGCAGCUUCAGAUUAAUAUCUCAGUGGUAUCUGCCCACCAUAUCAACAGUAUCAUGAUACGGUUAUUGUAUCAACGUUUGAUAUUACUGUGAUAUCUGCCCACAAUAUCAACAGUAAUAUGAUACGGUUAUUGUAUCAGCAGAUUCAGAUUGAUAUCACCAUGAUAUCUGCCCACAAUAUUGACAGAAUCAUGAUACGGUUAUUGUAUCAACAGCUUCAGAUUGAUAUCACAGUGAUAUCUGGCCACAAUAUCAACAGUAUCAUGAUGCGUGAUGACCUGGUCCUAGAAGAAAGCCCAAGCAGGAGAUACUUGGGACUUUACUGUAUUUUCCUUGAUGAAAGUAUCCGUGUGUAUAAAUGAUCUUUCCUGUCAAUUGGUCACAAAGCUUUUGGAGCGUCGCCUUGCCACUAGUCACUGGACUGAUGUAAUAAAGCUGUGUGUAUUUACAUUCUA
Doryrhamphus excisus (bluestripe pipefish) is the source of this 2037-nucleotide messenger RNA. It is a transcript of the gene rfk, whose product is annotated as riboflavin kinase. Gene Ontology annotation, biological process: FMN biosynthetic process; riboflavin biosynthetic process. Gene Ontology annotation, cellular component: mitochondrion. Gene Ontology annotation, molecular function: riboflavin kinase activity. The record is from RefSeq and is a predicted model, not a curated record. Lineage: Eukaryota; Metazoa; Chordata; Actinopteri; Syngnathiformes; Syngnathidae.